AUGCAGAGCCGGUGCAAUAUUUGGCUUACAUUACAAGCCGUGCCUAUAGUGUUUUUUUGGUUUUUUGCAGGUUCCCAUGACUAUGGCUUGCAUGGUAUACUACAAGUAGCGUUUCUUGUACGUGAUGAUUCGGAGCUUAGUAAAAGACUCGAUAUCAGACUGAAAUCCACGAUGCCCGCGAUGCAUGAAUGGCCUUGUGUAUCGGAGAAUACAUACCAGAUAAGAAGCGUUGCAUGUUCCUACUUACCAUGUGAGAUACGGUGUUGUUCUGUAGAAAGGCCGAAUAACAAGGCCAUGAGCAUAUCCGAUCACAUCGAUGAACAAAUAUUUCUCAGAUCCCAGUGUAUUGUCCUGCUGACACGACUUUCCUUCCCCUGCUUAUCAGCAAUACCGGUCAAAGCCGGGGCCUGGGUCAAAAAAGACAUUGAAAGAUGCGGAGCAACGCAGCCCAAAUGA
This is a messenger RNA of Bipolaris victoriae FI3, 456 nucleotides long. RefSeq lists its product as hypothetical. Lineage: Eukaryota; Fungi; Ascomycota; Dothideomycetes; Pleosporales; Pleosporaceae. The record is from RefSeq and is a predicted model, not a curated record. The coding region runs from base 1 to 456 and encodes 151 amino acids. The transcript has 2 exons.